UGUUAAACCUUGCCGUUAAUAAUGAUCUGCGGACCGGCAAUCAGCACCAAGGACAGCGGCACUGCUUUCGAUCUAAUUUUCAGGUGCUUCUCCCAUGCUCAGUUUUGAAUGCUUCAAACGUUAAUAUGUUUUUUCAACAUCAUCGUCCUAGCGCUCUCUGGUAUGAGUUGUGUUUAAUAUCCGCACCAUAGUGUCUAGAAAGUAACACUUACUCAAGUCAUUUUACAGGGAUUUAUUUAUGUCUGUCCACCUUCACUCAGAGUUUGUGCAAACAUGUUUCAUGUAAUGUUGACUUCGAACUCUGAGGGACGCUGUUGACCAAUGUGUAUCAGUUUUGCAGCAGCUAUGUGACGGUUCCUCCCGUCAUCGCUGUAUAUUUGAGAAAGAGCCAGUCCGGGUGAUACCACGAAACACACAGGACGAUCUAAUCAAACGCGGACGUUUUAACGGGAAUACUGUAUUUGUUUUGUUUUCUCUCGGUGGAUUAAGACUGGGAUGUAAUAGAAGAUUCCGGAUAUGCAAAUGUAAAGGGCGAGUGGAAGGUUUACACAAAGAUUUCCCGCAAAGACGACGACGGACAUUAACAAUGAAGUGGCAAGUACUGCUGUUUAUGUCGGUCCUCUCCUUCAACCCAGUGCUUGGCCAGGUCAGCUACGCCAUUCCUGAGGAAAUGCCCAAAGGCUCUUUUGUUGGCAACAUCGGUCAGGAUUUGGGUUUAGAUGUCAAAAGACUACAAUCUGGAAAGGCUCGCGUUUUCACAAGAGACACCACAGCAUACAUCGAGCUACACAGAGAAAAGGGAGUACUCCUUAUUAAAGAGCGAAUAGACAGAGAAGCGCUCUGUGGACCAUCGACGCCCUGCGCUUUGCAUUUUCAGAUUUUAUUAGAAAAUCCAAUGGAAUUCUUCAGUGUUACUGUUGAAAUCACGGACAUAAAUGAUAACCCUCCGACUUUCAUGACGAGCGAAGCUCAUUUUAAUAUUAGCGAGUCUGCGCUUAGUGGCACUAUAUUUACUUUAGACAGAGCGACUGAUCUUGAUGUGGGUGAAAAUGGAUUAAAAACCUAUGUCUUGAAACCCACUGAUAUGUUUUCUCUUAAAAUAAACAAUCAAGGAAACGGUAGGAAAAAUGUCGAGAUGGUUUUGAAUUCACCGCUGGACAGAGAAAAAAAUGAACACCUACAUUUAGUUCUGACUGCGAUUGAUGGUGGCCAACCGCAAAUGACAGGAACGAUGCAGAUUCACAUAACCGUUUUAGACGCCAAUGACAAUGCUCCUGUUUUCAUUCAGUCUGUCUAUAAAGCCUCUGUAAAAGAAAAUGCAGCAGUAGGGACGGUGGUUGUGAGUGUCACUGCAACCGACGCAGAUUACGGAUCUAAUAGUAAAAUAACAUAUUCUAUUUCAAAUAUGCUCGAAUAUACUCCUGGUAUGUUUGAAAUAAACAAGGAAACAGGAGAUGUCUCAUUAACCGGAACACUUGAUUAUGAGAAGUCGAGAAGUUUUGAGGUUAAUAUUCGCGCUAUUGAUCACGGUGGUCUGACUGGUUCUUGCAAACUAUUAGUCGACAUAUUAGAUAUUAAUGACAACCGCCCUGAUAUCCACAUAAUGUCCAAAUCAAAUGUGAUAUCGGAAGACGCAAAAUCUAACACUGUUGUGACAAUGAUUAAUGUGGAAGAUGCAGAUUCUGCUGAAAAUGGGAAAGUGCAUUGUUCCAUUGAUGACAAUAACAAUUUCAUCUUAAAGUCAACAUCAGAUAAAUUCUACAGUCUCAUGACAGACAGUGAAUUAGACAGAGAGAAAGCCUCAGAGUACAAUAUAACAGUGACGUGUUCUGAUGAGGGAGUGCCCUCCCUCUCCAGCAGCGUCACUCUCACCUUACAGAUCUCUGAUGUGAAUGACAACGCGCCUGUCUUUGAGAGGAGCUCAUAUGAGGCCUACAUUGUAGAAAACAACACACCAGGUCUCUCUAUAUUCACAGUGAAAGCCAGAGACGCUGACUGGAACCAGAAUGCCCGUGUUUCUUACAUACUGGAAGACUCCUCUGUUAACGGAGUGCCAGUCUCCUCAUAUGUGUCCGUUAGUGCUGAUAGUGGAGUCAUACAUGCAGUGCGCUCUUUUGACUACGAGCAGAUCAAAGAUUUCCACUUCUGCGUCAAAGCUCAGGAUGGAGGUUCUCCUCCACUCAGUAGUAAUGUGACUGUGAAAAUACUGAUCCAGGACCAGAACGACAACCCCCCUCAGGUUCUUUACCCAGUCCAGACUGGUGGCUCCGUGGUGGGUGAGAUGGUGCCUCGUUCAGCAGAUGUGGGCUAUCUGGUCUCUAAAGUGGUGGCUGUUGAUGUGGACUCUGGACAGAAUGCCUGGCUCUCCUAUAAACUCCAGAAAGCCACAGACAGGGCGCUGUUUGAAGUGGGCUUACAGAAUGGAGAAAUAAGAACUAUCCGCCAAGUGACUGAUAAAGAUCCUGUUAACCAAAAACUGACUGUUAUAGUGGAGGACAACGGACAGCCCUCUCGUUCAGCUACAGUCAUUGUUAACGUGGCGGUGGCGGACAGUUUCUCUGAAGUGAUGUCGGAGUUCACUGACUUUACGCACGACAAGGAGUACAAUGACAACCUGACUUUUUACUUAGUGUUGGCUCUGGCUGUAGUUUCCUUCCUCUUCAUCACGUGUUUAGUGGUUAUUAUCUCAGUGAAAAUCUACAGAUGGAGACGCGAGCGCAUGUUUUACCAAUCCAAUGGGAAUCUUCCUGUUAUUCCGUAUUACCCGCCCCUUUACGCAGACGUAGGAGGCACUGGCACUUUGAAGCAGGCCUUGAGUUAUGAGGUAUACGGAACGACCGACUCCCGGAAGAGUGAUCUGAAGUCCCCCCAUCCCUUCAGUGAGAGCACCCUGAAUGUCGAUCAUUGUGCUGCCAGGACAGUUCCAAGACAUAAAACACACUCAGAGCAUAUGUUCGUUGAGGUGAGAGCAGCACGUUUCUCGCUUCCAUAAAACCCGUGUUCCCAUGUCUUUAUGUUGGCUUGUGUGUUUGAACGUGAGGAUGUUUCAGUUCAUCUACUGCUCACUCUUAUUGCUCAUUUGGACUUUUGAUCUGGGCUCACCUCCUUGGCAUUGGUAUUCUAAGUGGGAGAGUUUUUCGUUAAUGCGAAAUAAACUCUUAAUCUCCUCAUCCAGAUUUGAUCAUUUUUUGAAGACAGGGUCCCUACAGUUUCUUAUGAGUUUUGAAAAUGUGUGAAUACUAUUGUUGUGUGUUUGCAAGGUUUGAAAAUGGGUGAAAUAUAGUGACUCUUUUUUUCACAGCAAACUGCAUAGUUCGAAGAGUAAAACACGUCAGAGACUCUAAAUGAAAACCUUGAUUGUGUGACCCUGACUAUUAUAAAUCAUGAUUGUUGUUGUUUAUAGCACAAUGGCAUAUUUUUAUUGUGAUAAAAAGGGUGAAGUGCAGAGCAUGAAUGAUGUACAGUAUAGAGUGUAUUAUAGACAGUGAGGGGUUUAAUCUACUUUUUUAAGACCCAUGUAAGCCUCCAUAAUGUCCAAUUAAUGCAAAACUGUCGGUUAUUGUGGAGACGAUUUGUUUGUGUGAUGCUUCUUUUUA
Messenger RNA from Solea senegalensis (Senegalese sole), 3596 nucleotides. RefSeq names its product protocadherin beta-16-like. Gene Ontology annotation, cellular component: plasma membrane. Bases 587 to 2992 code for a protein of 801 amino acids. Gene Ontology annotation, molecular function: calcium ion binding. The record is from RefSeq and is a predicted model, not a curated record. Gene Ontology annotation, biological process: homophilic cell-cell adhesion. Lineage: Eukaryota; Metazoa; Chordata; Actinopteri; Pleuronectiformes; Soleidae. The transcript has 2 exons.